AUGUACGUCAACGACUGCCCCAGCCACAACUCCAACUGCACCGCCGGAUUCCUCGGCCGCUUCGCCUUCCAGCCGCGCCGCGAGAACCCGCUCCUCGGACCCUCCUACGCCACGUUAGUGAAGAUAGGGGCUCUCGAUGUGCCUAAGGUUGUCCAUGGCCGCAAAGGAUGGUGUCUGAUCACCUGCAUGUGGCUCCAUGCCGGAGUUGUUCAUCUGCUCAUCAACAUCCUCUGCCUCGUAAUCAUCGGCAUACGCCUCGAGCAAGAAUUCGGGUUUGUGAGGAUCGGUGUGGUCUACCUCAUCUCUGGAUUCGGCGGGAGCCUGAUCAUACAGUCCAAUGUCUCCGUCGGCGCCUCGGGUGCUCUGUUCGGCCUCAUUAGAUCCAUGCUCUCUGAACUCAUAACAAACUGGUCACUCUACGCAAACAAGUGCAGUCAUUGUGCUACGAUUCUUGGUUCAGGUGGCGGCGCUGCUAACGCUGGUGCUGGUGAUCGUGGUGAACCUGGCGCUGGGGCUCCUCCCCCGGGUGGACAAUUUCGCCCACAUCGGCGGCCGCAGCUCCUCCGAGGGUACAAUGCGAACGAGCACUGCCCGUGGUGCCACUACCUCAGCUGCGUGCCGACCAAGAGGUGGAGGUGCGACGCGUCGCCGACCACGUGCACGGGUAUGCAGCAGGAGAACACGCUGACCGUUGUCUGCGCCGGCGGCAAGAACCAGACGUACGUCGUCGCGUCGUCCGCGGACGCCACGCAGGGCAGGAUCAACGACCUCUGCAACCAGCUCUGCACCUAG
Miscanthus lutarioriparius is the source of this 792-nucleotide messenger RNA. The record is from the annotation of a GenBank genome assembly. Lineage: Eukaryota; Viridiplantae; Streptophyta; Magnoliopsida; Poales; Poaceae.